AUGUCUGCUAAAAUCGUAUUGGCAUUAUCAGCCAUCUGCUUAGCAGUGGUUUAUGGAUUACCUCAACACGCUGGUGCCCGUUACCCGGCUGGUGUAAACCCUGCACUGUGUCCUGGUUAUCCCCAUUGUGAUAAUUUGCUGCUCGCCCAGUAUGCUGUCGCCCACGCCCCAGUCGUACCAGUAGCUCCAAUUCAUUACGAUCAUCACGAUUACCACGGAGUUGGGGGUGCCAAAUACCCAGCUGGAGUUGACCCAUCAACCUGCCCAAAUUAUCCAUACUGCGACAACACCAUUGGAGCAGCUUACCAUGCUCCUCCAUUACCAGGAUUUGCUCACAGACUUUAUCCUGAUGGAGUAUCUGCCUACAAAUGCCCAAAUUAUCCAUUCUGCCAUUAAUAAUGAUAUAUUUACAAUAUACAAUACUCAACUCAAGGAACUGAUUAGAACAGUCUGACGGGGAUAAAUAUGUUUUUAUGUAUUUAUUGGACUGACAUGACUUAUCUGUAACGCAUUCUACUCUACUAUAACUUUAUAUUUAUGAUAAAAUCUGAAAAAAUGUAUUUGUAUUUGAGACAAUACAAAAUAUUUAGUGAUCCACCUAUUUCUUAGCACUAUGCACAAAACCUUUUAAUUUUCCACCACUACACUUUGUAUUCUUUAAUAUUAUAAACACUUUAUCACCUUUUUCAGAUUCACU
Messenger RNA from Ctenocephalides felis (cat flea), 697 nucleotides. RefSeq names its product cuticle protein 1-like. The transcript has 3 exons. The coding region runs from base 1 to 396 and encodes 131 amino acids. NCBI's taxonomy places the organism in Eukaryota, Metazoa, Arthropoda, Insecta, Siphonaptera, Pulicidae. The record is from RefSeq and is a predicted model, not a curated record. Gene Ontology annotation, molecular function: structural constituent of cuticle.